Molecule: messenger RNA, 636 nt
Organism: Solenopsis invicta (red fire ant)
Lineage: Eukaryota; Metazoa; Arthropoda; Insecta; Hymenoptera; Formicidae
Product: gibberellin-regulated protein 14-like
Exons: 2
Coding region: 1-636 (211 amino acids)
Source: RefSeq, a predicted model, not a curated record
AUGGAAGUUCUGGACGCGCUCCUUACCAGACCGGCCACCAAUGCUGAGUUUGAAUCGCUGUGGUCCCAAGCGAUGGCCACCGCGACGGACCAGGCGCAUCUGUUCACUGCAACAACCCCUACCGUCGACCAGCCGAGCGAGCCUACGAGGAUUAUUCAAACGACCCGGUCACCGCACCAGACGCCACCCGUCACACCGAUGACCGUGGACCGUCUUAGGCCCAGUUUCACAACUUUGGUUGUGAAACUGGCCCUUAGAAGCCUAAUGACGGCGCCACCACGAAAGCGACGGAGGACACCGACGAUCCGCGCUCCAGACCAAGCGCUCGUCCAAGGGAAGGCUAGCCGUCAGGCUGCAGACGGGCACACCGCACCAACACGCAAGCCCACGUGCCCAAGGCCGCCAGUAACUGGGAAGCGUCCUCCCCCGGCAGUAGGCUGCGUCCUACAGCGUUCCUCAGAGGUGACGGCCCGCGAGGAGCAAGGUCGAAGGGCUGCGCCACCGACGCCGCCACCGCCACCGAAACCACCAGGAAACCGAUCCCACCAAUCAGGAAGAGGAGAGCAGUACCGAAUACACCGAAGACACCGACCCGGAAGGGGAAAGCGAUUCCGAACGCACCGAGACCGUCGAUAA